Molecule: messenger RNA, 2559 nt
Organism: Syngnathus acus (greater pipefish)
Lineage: Eukaryota; Metazoa; Chordata; Actinopteri; Syngnathiformes; Syngnathidae
Gene: sparcl1
Product: SPARC-like 1
Exons: 11
Coding region: 129-1937 (602 amino acids)
Biological process (GO): anatomical structure development
Molecular function (GO): calcium ion binding; collagen binding; protein binding
Source: RefSeq, a predicted model, not a curated record
GUGUGUGUAGUGUGUGUAGAGUUUGAUCCUCGUCUGCAAUACAAAAGGACUUUUCCCAGGUUGAGCAGAGGCACAUACACUAAUGCACUUGUGCAGGAUUCUCGUUCUUCCAGCAACUUAUCUCAGGCAUGAGGGCCUGCAUAGUACUUAUUUGCCUUGUGGCUGCAGUAUUCCCUUUAUCUGUAGAAAAUAAUCGUCAUGGAAAACAUAGGACUUCGCACAAGGCCAAGGAAAAGGACAUUGCCAUUGAGGAGGCCAACGAGGCACCAGUCUUACCCACUUUAGUGGCUGUUGAAGAGGGCAACCACGAGCAGGAAGAAGGAGAAGCGAGCGCAGACGAUGACGCUGCCGCCGAGAAAAAGAGUAGCCACUCUGAGAUGACAAAAAGUGAGGCGGUCCUCUUGAGUGAGGAGGAACUGGUGGACCUUCUCAACAAGGAAGAGGAUGAAGCAGAAAAACAAGAGAUGGAUGAAGAAGUGACCACAGGUGCAGAUGAAAAGGAAUUCAGACAAACAGAAGUGCAAGAGGAGAAAUUGGCAAUGAUGCAAGAUGAGCGGGUUAAAAAUGAGAGUGGGGAAGGUGGUGAAAUGUUAAUGAAAGAAAGCCAAGACUCUGAAGUGGAGAUGCAAAGCAAGAAAAAUGACGAAGAAUCUUUAGGAGAAGACAAUGUUGCUUCUUUGGAAGAAUCUGAAGGCAGCUCAGAGUCCAAGAUAAUAUCAAAUCUUGACUAUGCUGGUGAUAGCGCAAUUAUGCCAUCUCUAGCCAAAGUGGAAGACCACACAGAAGAAAUAACGUCUGUUUCUAAAUCUGAUAUCAAAGAGGAUAAAUAUGCUGGAGUCAUAGAUGACGAUGUAACAGAAUCUCAAGGAGCGUCAAGUGAGGUUCAAAUCCAAGACAACAAGGCAAAAGACUCAGAGACGCAGAUGGCUGGAAAGGAUGAGGAGAUAAGUAAUGUUGAGAGUAGAGAUGAUGCCAGUGGAAAAACAAGGAGACCAAAGAAGAACCAAAGAACAAGGAAGCACUCGCCACAAAGGGAGGAAAAUCAAGAUGAACACGAGCAGAGCCAAGAGACUCCUCAUGAGACUCACAAUCACAACACAGUUCAGAAGGCAAAAAGGAGAAGAGGAGGCCAAUGGGGCUCUUUAGUAGGUGUGAACCCAGUGCAGAUAAGGGCCAAGGUGGAUCUCUACCCGAGUGCCAGAUCCUCUCCUGCCCCAGAAGCCCCUCCUGAUCUAUGCGAUAAUUUCCGCUGCAAGCGUGGAAAAAUGUGCAUACUUGAUGAAGAUAAAAAGCCAAAUUGUGUCUGUCAGGAACCCUCUCAGUGUCCUUCUAGUUUGAAUGAGUUUGAUCAUGUUUGCGGUACGGACAAUAAGACAUACAACACUUCGUGUGAACUCUUCGCCACUAAAUGCAAGCUGGAAGGCACUAAGAAGGGACACAGGCUUCAUCUGGACUACACAGGACCAUGCAAAUUGAUACCUCCAUGUGAAGACACCGAGCUGGUCCAGUUCCCGUUGCGAAUGAGGGACUGGCUGAAAAAUGUGCUGCUGCAGCUUUAUGAACAUGACUACGUGUCCCCCGGCUACCUCACUUCUAAGCAACGAUUCAAAGUGAAGAAAAUCUAUGAGAACGAGCGACGUCUUCAUGCUGGUAAUCACUCGGUCGAACUAUUGGUUCAAGACUUUGAGAAGAAUUACAACAUGUACAUUUACCCAGUGCACUGGCAAUUUGCUCAACUGGACCAACACCCCUCUGACAGAAUCUUGUCCCACUCAGAACUGGCCCCGCUCCGAGUCCCUCUGGUACCUAUGGAGCAUUGCACCUCUCUCUUCUUUCAAGAGUGUGAUGCCGACAAGGACAAGCAGGUCUCCCUUACUGAGUGGACUUCCUGUUUUGGCAUCAAGAAUAAUGACAUUGAUGUCAACCUUCUCUUCUAAGUUCACUUUGUGGCUCACUAAUGGACACAAGUUGGCAGAUGCUCCAAAAUACAACUCGGUUUGAGCAUGGCACGCAUUUUAGCCCAGUAAUCGAUUAAUCAGGGGUUGGGCUGGACCUUUUAACUUUCCUCGAACUAAUAUUUCGCCUUACUCAUUUAAAAUAAUCUAUAAAAAAUAACAAAUCUAGGCUUUCAACUGUGGGGAAGACCAUUUUCUGUUCUAGCAUGACGAAGCUUUACUGCAGAAUCUUUUUUGUAAAGCAGUCCCUCACGCCAGCUUCACAAGUAUGAACAGACCAAAAUGAGCACAAAUUCCAAUAUCUGCUUUUCGCUGCAAAGAGCAGUCGCUACUUUCUUUACUUUUUAUGUAUGUAAUGACCUAGCAUCCUAUUACCUAGCAUAUGAGAAAAACAUCCUUUAUUUUCUACAUUUCAUUCUAUUCUGUUUUACAUGUAUUUUUUUAGUGGACAAUGUAUUACAUGGUAGGCUUCUUAAUUACUGUAAUUGUCAUUGAAUAGAUUCUUUUGCAGCGUCACUAAGAAUGGAAAAUUAUUUCUGUCAACUAUGCAACUUACCUUAGAAGCUGUUUAUGUUUGCAAUCAUUAAAAGCUGAAUGGAACACA